Nicotiana tabacum (common tobacco) is the source of this 477-nucleotide messenger RNA. The record is from RefSeq and is a predicted model, not a curated record. Lineage: Eukaryota; Viridiplantae; Streptophyta; Magnoliopsida; Solanales; Solanaceae.
AUGUCGGGUUUUGCUAAGUACUUGAAAGUCUUGAUCACUAAAAAGAGAACCACCAAGAAUGAAGUGGUGAAUCUGACUCACCGGGUUAGUUCUAUCAUUGCGACAACCACCGUCCAAAAGAAAGAGGAUUCGGCAGCCUUUACUAUUCCAUGCACGAUUGGGUUGCGCGAUUUUGCACGAGCCCUUUGUGAUAAUGGGGCUAGCAUCAACUUAAUGGCUCUUUCUAUUCACAAGCAAGCAGGGUUAGGUAUGCCUAGGCCUACAAGUGUGAGGUUGCAAAUGGCCGACCGUUCAAUAAAGAGACCGGUGGGAAUUGUUGAUGAUGUUCUUGUGAAAGUGGGGAAGUUCCUCCUCCCUGCCGACUUUGUUAUCCUCGACUAUGUUGUUGAUAAAGAAAUCUCUAUUAUUUUGGGAAGACCAUUCCUUGCUACCGGAAGAGCACUGAUAGAUGCGGAACAAAAUGAGAUCAAGUUCUGA